AUGCAUUUCCAUUGGACGUUCGUGUUGUUGGUGCAUCUCAUGAUUUCCAAUGGAAAAUCUCGCGCCAUAGAGGAUGCUGUGAAAUGUUGCGGUUUGGACCACAUUCUAUUCAAAUCAGAGAAUUCGAGCUUCAGGUGUGCCAAAGAUACCGUGAAAAGGCUGACCAUUUUCGCCAACCAGACAAACUUUUUGGACACCGAAACCGACGGCCAGUGCGUAGAAGUCUACAACGACCAGGCAUACACAUUCACCAUUCGAAACGGCGAUAUCGCAGAAGAAACCCCACUGACCUCCCAAAUUUUUCAAAAAUGCUGCCCGUUAGGAUACUCCUACCAUCCGCAACUCCACGCCUGCACCAAGACCGACCUUGCCGAAGAAGACUUCAUCACGGGAAACGUGGUGCGAGUGGGACUGCCCCAAUGCAAACUCAUAGUGGACUACGAAUUGGACGACAGGGGCUUUUGGAGCGGUUCCGAUUUUUGCGUGGACAGGAACGUGGAGGGUGGUUUCGUUAGGAGGGAGUGCAGAGAGGACACGGAGAUUUGCGGGGGGAUACGGUGUGUCAGGAAAUGCUGCGCCGAUGGCCAGAGUUUCGUGAACGGAUCGAAUUGCGUGGACACGUUCACCAAUGGAUUGGAUUUGACGUUCUCCACGAGCAUUGAUAAUCCAAGAGGUCCUUUCGCUGUAAUAUCGAACCGGACAUGCAAGAGAAUAUACAGGAUGGGCGAGAAAAGAUACACCUUCAAUCUCUUAGAGGACGGCCGGUUUAGGUACUGGCAAAACUACACAGAGUCUUACGUCUACGAAGACGUAUCUUCUCAGAGUUCUUACUGCAUCGAACACUCGGAAAAAGCAGGGGCGCACGGAUUUUUUUUCUUCAAGUGCUUCCCCGAGAAAGGGGUCAAGGAAAAGUUCAUUUUUUCCAGGUGGCCAAAGAUAGUAUCUUGCAUUUUCUUGGCAUUGACCAUAUUGAUAUACGUGCUACUGAAUGAAACCAGGACAAUUUUUGGAAAGAUUCUGAUGAACUACUGCGUUGGGACAAUGUUCAUGUUUUCGCUGUUGACCUACUCCCAGUACCACAUAAAGACAUCAAAUAGUUUAUGUAAAUUGGCAGGAUAUGGUUUGAUAUUUUUCUCUACUGCUUCUUUCGCCUGGCUGAACGUUAUGUGUUGCGACAUAUGGUUCACAUUCGGUGGCUAUCAAUGUAACAUCACAAGAUCAACCAAACACUCUGUCGGACUCUACCAACGCAGGAGGGACUUAAAAAAAAUUCUUUGGUACACCCUGUAUGGUUGGGGAAUGCCUACCGCCCUGAGUCUGAUAAUCUACGGAUUCAGCCAAUCGAUAAUUCUACCAUACGCGAUUCAUCCAUACGUGGGGUCUACAUCAUGUUUCAUUGAAUCAAGAAAAGGUAACUAUGCAGCAACUCUGUUCCUGCGUUUUCCCCAUUGUUUGAUUCAAAUCGUCAACACCGUACUAUUCUUCAAGACCAUUCUCUACUGCAUGAAGAUCAAAAACGAAAUCAACAGAAUCAAUGACACAACAAAGUAUGAGAAGAAGCACAGGUUCAAGAAAGACAAAGAAAGGUUGUUUCUGAUACUGAAGUUAUCAGUGAUAAUGGGACUUGGUUUCAUCUUCGACACCAUCUCUGGAUUUGUGGUAAUGAGCGAACUAGGAUCCGUACCAAAAUACAUCGAAAUCGUGUGGGACUGCUUCAAUUGCUUACAAGGUACUUAA
This is a messenger RNA of Phaedon cochleariae (mustard beetle), 1737 nucleotides long. The record is from the annotation of a GenBank genome assembly. Lineage: Eukaryota; Metazoa; Arthropoda; Insecta; Coleoptera; Chrysomelidae.